AUGUUUAAAUUUGAAAAUGUGGAUCCACAGGGUUACGCAGUGUCCAUUGACACCUACAGUUUAGAGUGCAUCCCAGAUAAUACACUACCUCAUGAUCUGAAGCAGAAAGAUGAGGAAGACUUAAUGAUUCUGGACUUCCUACCAAUGAGGAAAUCUGUAGCUCGGGUUGUAACCGAGUAUCUAGUAAGAAUGCAGAAUGACAUUAUAAACCAUGUCAACCCCAGAGAAGACAGGUCAAUCAGUGCAUAUGACGUUAAGCCAUCCCAUGUAAUUACCUGUGUUCCUGAGCAAGAUUUCCUGAAUAUUGCCAUUUCAAACAUUGAUCAUGUGUUGAAUAAUGAUGGGAAAGAACACACCAACUACAACUUCCAGACUGUGGAAAGGCAGCUGGUUGACCGGUUCUUCAUGGAGAAACCUUUGAUUGACCUCAUGACAAUUCCAUUAUUUGAAUACAGAACUGGAACAACCCUCCGUGUCUUCUUCAGCACAGUGAAAGACAAACUGGAACCCCUCAGCACCAAUGACUGGAACUGCAUUAUGAAUGAUUUUAGAUUUUUGAAUGAGAUCUCUGCAGCCCUCUCCACUCUGAAGAUUGCCAUUGGAUUCAUGAAGCUUUCCUUUCCUAAUCCAAACCAGUACCUCACAAACUACUUGAAAAGGGACCUGAAACUUGAUGACAGAGUGCACACAUUGAGUCGACCAGUGCUGAGAAGCAGUAGAGUGAAGCACAUCCAGUCUCUGUGGGAGGUUUUGUCUUUGAGACAGUCAUCUUUACUCAUUGAGAUGAAUCAGAAUCCAUUUUUCAUGAUUGAUGACCAGGAAUUUCAUGUCCACUUCUCAGAAGAAGAGAAGAAAAAAUAUAUGAAAAUUCUGGCAGGUUUCUCCAACAUUAACGUUCUCAUCACAGAGCUCCACUAUGUGAUCAUGAACAUCAGGUUCAAGGAUAUCAGUCCAGACUGGGGAAUUAUGGAAACCUUUGAAGCCUUCGAUGACAAAAAUGAGAUUGAUGUUAAGGCUGUGGAGUGUCUGGAGCCUCUUCGAGACUUGGAGAUGAGAUAUGGAAUCGCUCUGUGGAAACUCGCCGUACAGAUGAAGAAGGGCAUCAGGGGCACUAGAUAAAGUGAUUCAGGACACAAACAUGUCCAAGAGCAUCCAAGCUCUCCUAACUAUCCUUACAUAUAUAGUAUACUCUAAAUAAUCUCACCAAAUGUACUGCAAUUACUCAAAAACACUAUGUUAUCUAAAAAUGAAUCAUUUUGUGAUCUUUAACUAAUUGUGCUUCAUUUACGUUCUAAAAAAAAUCUUGUUCUGUGUCUUUUAAGCGCUGUUUUUUGAUGUACAUGAACAGUUAUGCCUGGAUUUUGCUGUCAGCAUUUAAUGUCCACGUUUCUAGAGAAAUAUCCAAGUCCGGUUUAUUCCAUAUUCAGAAUUAUCAGUUGUCUGUCACUGUCAUAAUAUAAAUGCAGCACCUAUAUUAGCUUUUUCUGCCAGCGUUAUGUAUAAUUUUACUGUGGUGAUUUGGGUAUUUUUGUUUUUUCUCUAUUUACCUUGUUUAUAAUUUAGCUUGUAAAAGUAAUUUUUCUGAACAAUUAUUAAAGGCUAUGUUUAAAAUUAUACAAAAAGUUGUAGAUUUAAACUAAUUUUAUAUAGUAAUUGUUUUGCCCACCACAUGCAAGAAGAAUUCAUGAGUUUCAUCACAUUAUGCAAACAUUUUCUUUUUUGUUUAUUUUUCAUUGAAAUAUGAGGUUAAUUUACAUUCUGCAUGGUGUAUUGAUGUAUUUAUGUAAACAAAGUCAAAUAUUCUUAGGAAUGUCCUCAAACAGUAUGUCGGCAUAUUCAUAACCAUUUAGUGUAAUGACUUUCUGUAAGGGCAAAAAAAAAAAACAUAUUAACUAAGGGUAAAAGGGUUUGAUUAUUUUGAUGAUCUACAAGCAAAUAAAUACUUCAUAA
Molecule: messenger RNA, 1950 nt
Organism: Astyanax mexicanus (Mexican tetra)
Lineage: Eukaryota; Metazoa; Chordata; Actinopteri; Characiformes; Acestrorhamphidae
Exons: 8
Coding region: 1-1119 (372 amino acids)
Molecular function (GO): ATP hydrolysis activity; ubiquitin-protein transferase activity
Source: RefSeq, a predicted model, not a curated record